Hibiscus syriacus is the source of this 1009-nucleotide messenger RNA. RefSeq names its product ras-related protein Rab7-like. NCBI's taxonomy places the organism in Eukaryota, Viridiplantae, Streptophyta, Magnoliopsida, Malvales, Malvaceae. The record is from RefSeq and is a predicted model, not a curated record. Gene Ontology annotation, cellular component: vacuolar membrane. Bases 173 to 790 code for a protein of 205 amino acids. The transcript has 7 exons. Gene Ontology annotation, molecular function: GTP binding; GTPase activity.
UGAAAAGAGGAAUUUCUUUGCAUCUACAGUACUUGUGGUUAUAAAACACCCAAAAGGGCAAAACAAUUUUCAUAAGUGUAGAAGUUAAGGAUUUUUUUAAAAGAUAAAUAAAACAUAAAUCAAAUUCAAACCACUCAAUCAAAAUUGAAAAUUUUCCCUUAGUUUUACCGCAAUGUCAAUGCGAAGACGAACCUUGCUCAAGGUCAUUGUUCUCGGCGACAGCGGGGUGGGCAAGACGUCGUUGAUGAAUCAAUAUGUUCAUAAGAAGUUCAGUCAGCAAUAUAAAGCAACAAUUGGUGCUGAUUUUGUCACUAAGGAACUACAGAUUGAUGAUCGCCUUGUCACUCUGCAGAUAUGGGAUACUGCAGGACAGGAGCGAUUCCAGAGUCUCGGAGUUGCCUUUUAUAGGGGUGCAGAUUGCUGUGUCCUAGUUUACGAUGUUAAUGUUAUGAAAUCAUUCGACACCCUUGAUAACUGGCAUGAUGAGUUUCUUAAGCAGGCAAAUCCAACUGAUCCCAGGACGUUUCCCUUUGCGUUGCUUGGAAACAAGAUAGAUGUAGAUGGCGGUAAUAGUCGAGUGGUCUCCGAGAAGAAAGCAAAAGACUGGUGUGCUUCUAAAGGAAACAUGCAUUACUUUGAAACAUCAGCAAAAGAAGAUAUCAAUGUUGAUGCUGCAUUCCUUUGUAUUGCCAAAAAUGCUCUAGCAAAUGAGCGAGAGCAGGACAUAUACUUCCAGGGCAUACCAGAGGCUGUGACCGAGACCGAACAAAGUGGUGGUUGUGCAUGUUGAUUACAAAUCAAAAUCUUUUUUGUUCAUGGUUGUCCGAUGCGGUCUAAUCAUUAUGUUAUGGUUCCAUGAUUCUUAUCCAUUUUUUUUAAUACAUUGUAUUUUCUAAGUGGCCUUGACUGGAGGGGGGCAUUAUUUGCCACUUGUUUUAUUUUGGUAGGGAGGAACUUUAAGAUGUGAAAUUUGUAGAAUUCCAGGAGAGUUUGCUUUUAGUGUUAUCUU